ACGCUUCACCACGCAAUGCAAGACUCAACCUCCGCUUCCGCCGCCGUCGAACCCGACUACAACCACCACCACCACCAAUACGCGCAGCUGAAACGGAACAACCGGACCAAGCGGCCGGUCUUCAAGGUUCUCCAGGGGCAGAUCGCAUUCCGGUUGGUGUGCCACGCGUCAACCGUUGGCGGCCUGAUCGGGAGCUCCGGUUCAAUCGUGUCGCAGCUCCGACGAGACACCGGUUGCAAAAUCCACUGCGAGGACUCAGUCUCCGGCACCGACGACCGGGUCAUACUGGUAAUUGGGCCGGUUUUACCCCGGAAAGGUGUCGCCUUGUCCGAUGGGGACGUCGAUUUGGUCGAUGUUUCGAGCGCCCAAGAAGCUGUUCUUAGAGUUUUCGAGAGGAUUUGUGAGCUCGAAGUGGAGAAAGGGUUCAACAACCCCAAUAGGGUUGUGAAUGGAGAAGUUACGUGCAAGUUGCUGGCUCACACUUCUCAGAUUGGUGCGGUCGUUGGAAAAGGAGGAAAGAACAUAAGCACAAUUAGGAACAAUAGUGGUGCCAAGAUUAGGGUUUGUCCCUCUCCACAGUGUGCUGAUAAAGAUGAGGAGUUACUUCUGAUAACUGGUGGGAUUUUGGCUGUAAAGAAAGCACUGAUUUCUGUAUCUUACUGUCUUCAAGAUUGUCCCCCAUUGAACAAAGUUUCACAACCUGUGGCCACAUCCACUGUUAGCUCUUCUGAUACAUUGUCUCUUGAUCCGAAUGCUGACCUUUUCCCUCAUCUUAAUUCAUGGUUACUCUCCAUGGAAGGUUUAUCUAUUUAUGACUCUUACGAUGCAUCAAAACGGACAACAAAGUCUAAUGGAGCUUCCAGCCAUGAGACAAAAGUUACCGAACGUGAAAUUGUGUUCAGACUGCUUUGCUCUAAUAAUGUAGCCGGGAGUGUGAUUGGCAAAAAAGGGGCUAUAGUCAGAAAUCUAGAAAGCAAAACAGGUGCAUCUAUUAUCUUUGCAGCUCCUUUAAGCGAGUUUGCUGAACGCAUUGUCACCAUUUCUGCUAUAGAGAACCUUGAAUCAUGUUAUUCUCCUUCCCAAGAUGCUGUUUUUCUUGUCUUUGCUAGAAUUAUUGAAGAUCACAUUGAAAAGGGCUUUCUCUCCAUCUCAAGUAUGGAGUCACCUGUAACUGUGAGGCUUUUAAUUACAUCAAGUUCAGUUAGUUGUUUGAGUGGCAAUGAAAGUCAAGUAAUUUCAGAGUUGAAAGAAUUAACUGGUGCUGAUAUACAAAUUUUGUAUGGAGAGUCAGUUCCUACUGCUACAGAUAAUGAUGUUGUAUUGCAGAUUACUGGUGCGUACAGAUGUGUACAAAAUGCUCUAUAUAAAGUCACUUGUAUAAUCAGGGAUAAUUUUUCACCCAACGAGGUGCCUGCUGAAUCAAGAAUGAAAUCCAGUUGGAAACCGAACAAGGAUCCUCCAAGGGGUAAUCAUUUUGGCCACGGAAGAUCUUUCCCUUCUGGGAGGUUUCUGCAAAAGAAUGUUGCAGUGCAUGCUGAAACAAUCUCAAAAAAUGGAGAGGUACAUUCAGAUUUAAGCGGGAGAGCAAACUUGCUUGCUACCGUGACAAACACAACCGUGGAGAUUGUAGUUUCUGAGCAUGUCUUUGGUUCUGUUUAUGGCGAAGAUGGUGGUAAUUUGGAUCGAAUCAAACAGAUUUCAGGGGCAGAUGUUCAAGUUUACGAUCCUUGCGCUGGUAAAAGUGGUGGCAGGGUUGUAAUAUCUGGGACACCGGAUCAAACCUUUGCGGCGCAGAGCUUACUUCAGGCAUUCAUUCAAACUGGGCAAAGAGGACCAGAAUGAUAGAUAGUGUUUAGUGUUUCAAAUCAGCUGAUGCAAAAAGAUGCAUUUACUUCUCAGGUGCUUCCCUUUAGAGAGGUGCCAUAAAGUGGUGUAUAUACAACCAGAAAAAGAAAAAAAAAGAACAUAAGAAGGAAAAAUAUCACACGACCAACUUCACCUUGUGAAUAUGAUGGAAUGGUUAUUCUUAUUCACUCUUUUCUUAAAAGAUAAUGAUGCUUACCUCCUUAGACUAGAAACGCAGAUCUUGUUCUGAUUUAGUGAUUUUUCUGUCCCUCCUUUCCCUCUGUUUUCCUUUUUUUGUGUAAUUUUUUAAGAGGUGGAGGAAGCUAGGUACUGUAAGUCUGUAACAUUGUUAAUUAAAUUAUGUUUCUCCAGGACUUAUCAAUAAGAAUUUAACUUUAUCUUCUUUUCUUUUUA
This is a messenger RNA of Arachis ipaensis, 2259 nucleotides long. RefSeq names its product RNA-binding KH domain-containing protein. NCBI's taxonomy places the organism in Eukaryota, Viridiplantae, Streptophyta, Magnoliopsida, Fabales, Fabaceae. Gene Ontology annotation, molecular function: RNA binding. The record is from RefSeq and is a predicted model, not a curated record.